UGAUAGACUGUGGAUCUCCUCCAUCAAUUCCUCACGCUGAGCAGAUCUCCCCAACUAUCACCCACUACACCAGUGAACUCCAGUACAGAUGCAUGGAGGGUUUCCAGUGGAAGAGAGGAACAAAAUCCUCAGUUUGUGGUCUGGACGGACGGUGGGACGGACCCAGCCUGGUCUGUGAAGAAGUGGACUGUGGGGAGCCCCGGUUUUUCCCUCAUUCAAAAAUAAUUUGGGAUAAAAUCUCACGAAUGGGAUCAGUGGUGCUGUAUGUGUGUGACUCGCAGUUUUAUAACAGCGGACGUGAAAACGUAUCGGUAUGUUCCCCUAACGGGACGUGGACAAGCCCUGACUUCCGGUGUGAAGAGAUAAAAUGCGGUUCUCCCCCAGCCCUCCCCCAUUCAGUGUUGUUUUGGACCGGUGUCAGUAAGAUUGGUUCUGUGGUUCUGUAUAGCUGUGAAACUGGAUAUCACAGUUUGGAUACAGAAAAUGUGUCAGUGUGUAAAAGUAACGGUUGGUGGAGUGAUCCCAGAUUUUCUUGUAAAGAGAUUAUAUGUGGAAAUCCCCCUAUAUUGCCCAACACUAUACAAAUCUGGAAUAGCAAAGUAACGUUUAACAGCACUGUAAAGUAUCGCUGUGAACGCGGUUACUACGCUAAACAAGGCCAUAAUAUAUCUGUGUGUGAUGGAAACGGUUAUUGGACAAAACCAACUUUGUUGUGCGAAGCUGUGAACUGUGGAGCUCCCCUCGCUCUUCCUCUCUCAGUUAUGAUGUGGAGAGGAGACAGCGGCGUCGGCUCCAAAGUGUUUUAUAAAUGCAUUGAUGGAUUUUAUAAUGCAAGAAACGGAGAUACAUCAGUUUGUGAUACAGAGGGAAUCUGGAGUCAGCCUGAUUUUCUCUGUAAAGAAGUAGACUGCGGCUCGCCCCCUUCUCUGCGUCAUUCGGUUGUAAUGUGGAACAACAACUCCAGUCUGGGCUCUGUGGCCUUUUAUAGGUGUGAAGCUGGAUACCACGGUGUCGGUGAAGGAAAUGUGUCAUUCUGUAACUCAAAUGCAAAGUGGAGCAAAGUAUACAUGCGAUGUGAAGAGAUAAACUGUGGGCCUCCCCCAGUAUUCCCACUAACCGAUAUAAACUGGAACAAAACUUCUGCACUGGGUAGCGUUGUUGAAUACAAAUGUAAAUAUGGAUAUAAACAGGCAGGAGACAAAAACAUGUCAACAUGUUUAUCAGAUGGAACAUGGGAAAAAAUAUCUGUAACGUGUACAGCCCACUGUGGCCCUGCACCAGACGUACCGCACGCAGAUGUAGUGUGGGACAACAGCACUGUAGCCAUCCAUCGCUGUGUUACAGGAUAUUACAGUCACACAGGAAGUGACAUUUCAGUGUGUGACAUCACAGGAAAGUGGCAGGUAGCCACUCUACACUGCAAAGAGGUCAAGCUGAUCAUAAAUGACGUGAUGGUGGUUAAUGAAACAUGUUUACGCUGGCAAGCAGAAGAUGAGGGAUAUACGGAGACAUACACUGUGACGUAUGUUGGAUCGCGAGACUUUGAGCAAGCGUUUGGUGACCGAAAGCAAACGCUUUUCAGCUCUUCUGCCCUGUGGCCCGUCCUCUGCUUAAAUCUUUUGCCUGCCACAAACUACACAAUAACCAUCACAGCCCAGUCAACACGAGCCACCACUAAAGUUACAGCAAAUACCAGCAUACCAGUCCCCGCCACACCAGAGGUAAAAUACACUGAAGUAGAUGAUCCAUCGCCCACUCUCAGAUUACGGAGAUCGACCAAUUCACUUGACUCAAUAUGUAUGUUCCAGGUGUUUGUGGUGCCCAUCGAGGGUGUUUUGCUGUUUGACUGCGGCUCAUCUGUUAGUCCACGUUUCUCCGCACAGCAGAUGUGUGAUAGAGGAUACGUCACAGCUCAGAUACAGCUCAGGGGUCUGGCCAUGGACAUGAACUUCACUGUAGGGGACCAGCGGCUAUAUGAAAAGUUUUUCAACGCACCCCUGGAGAACGGAAGAGACUAUUAUAUUAUUCUGCGCACUGUCUGUCAGUGGAGAAGGUCCAGAAAACAGUCUUGUAUAAUCUGGGCCAAAGUCAGAGGAGCAUCCUACAUCAUGAAGGUGUCUGCUCUUGUAACCAUUGGAUUAAUAGGUGCAGUCGGCUCAGUCAUUGUUUUCGGAUAUUGGUACAGCUGGUACUGUAAAAAGCCCAGUCCCAGAUUUUCUCCAGUUUUAUAAGUCAUCUUUGUAUUGAAAUAAAGCAGAUAAUUUUGUGAUACUGA
Misgurnus anguillicaudatus (oriental weatherfish) is the source of this 2275-nucleotide messenger RNA. Lineage: Eukaryota; Metazoa; Chordata; Actinopteri; Cypriniformes; Cobitidae. The record is from RefSeq and is a predicted model, not a curated record.